AAAACAAACAGUCGGCUAAUAGCUAAGUAAUAAUCGUGCACAUGAAGAGCAGUAGUGCUGCUCAGUGAUGGGAAAGGCAGGAGUGCUCUGCUGUCCUCUGCUGUUGGCUGGGGCUCAGAGAAGCGCUCGCACUGCAGUUCCUACAAGACCGAAUCAAACGGAACGGUAACCACGGCACAAACAUGACGAUGGGGGAGCGCAGCGCCAGCAAACUGCGGAUUAUUGGGUCGGUAUUUGUCAGCCAAUAUUAAAAAAGUGAAAGGAAAGAAAGCUAUGAUGAAGAUGAUACGCCAGGAAUCGAGCGCGAGCCCGUUGAUCUCUCUCAUCAGAUGCUGAUGAUGGUCAGGCGACCUGCGUGAUUUCCUCCCGCUGGAGCUUCCUGGUUCAUUUGCAUCACCUUAUCUGAGUCCCAGCCAACCUGACAGAAUGAUUGAAGAGGGAAGUAAAAGCAGCAAGUCCAUGGUGGAGAAGAGACAGCUCUUCAUGGAGAUGAGUAGAUAUACUGUAUCACGUGGGCUGCUUUUAUGAAAUUUUGAAGGUCGCAUUUACAGAUUCUCUACAAAUUUUCGUGGGCGAAAUCCAGUCAUUUCUAUAGGAAUCUGUGCAACGGGCACAAAACUUUGAUGUUAUUCGCCUCUCAACAUAUAGGACGGCAUGUAAGCUACGAUUUGUUCAGAAACGAUGCAACCUUCAUCUAGUGGACGUGUGGAACAUGAUCGAAGCUUUCCGUGACAAUGGGUUGAGCACGUUAGACCACAACGCGGAGAUUAAUGUGUCACGCCUGGAGACCAUUUUGUCCUCCAUCUUCUACCAGCUCAACAAGCGGCUGCCCACCACCCACCAGAUAAACGUGGACCAGUCCAUCGGCUUGCUGCUAAACUUCAUCGUGGCCACUUAUGACAGUGAAGGCCAUGGGAAACUCACAGUGUUUGCUAUGAAGGCAAUGCUAGCUACGAUGUGUGGCGGUAAAAUACUGGACAAAUUACGUUAUAUAUUUUCCCAGAUAUCAGACUCAAAUGGGGUGAUGGUCUUUGCCAAAUUUGACCAGUUCCUGAGGGAAGUGUUGAAGCUCCCCACGGCAGUGUUUGAGGGGCCGUCAUUUGGCUACACCGAGCACUCUGUGAGAACAUGCUUUCCUCAGCAGAAGAAGAUCUUGCUGAAUACGUUUUUGGAUGUGUUGAUGGCAGAUCCACCCCCGCAGUGCCUCGUAUGGCUACCUCUCAUGCACCGACUCGCUAAUGUAGAGAAUGUCUUCCAUCCAGUGGAAUGUUCUUAUUGCCGGAGUGAGAGCAUGAUGGGUUUCCGCUACCGCUGCCAGCAGUGCCAUGGCUACCAGCUUUGUCAGAGCUGCUUCUGGCGUGGUCAUGCCAGCGGUCCCCAUAGCAACCAGCACCAGAUGAAGGAGCACUCCUCAUGGAAGUCUCCAGCGAAGAAGCUCAGCCAUGCCAUCAGUAAAUCUCUGGGCUGCAUGCCGAUCGGAGAGCCGCCUCACCCUGUGUUCCCAGAGGCAGCGGAAAGACCUCAGGACCUCGCACACACCACUCAGCUGAGGCCAGUGGCCAACGACAUGAAUGAUACCGUUCUCAUUUCCUCCGGGGCGCCCACACCUUCAAAAAGCACCCUUGAGAGUCCCAGCAGACUGGAUGAAGAACAUCGUCUUAUCGCACGAUAUGCUGCUCGUCUGGCAGCGGAGGCCAGCAACUCCACUCAAUGUCCUCCAACUGAUUUGAGUUUCAACUUUGAUGCUAAUAAGCAACAGAGGCAGCUCAUCGCAGAACUAGAGAAUAAAAACAGGGAGAUACUGCAGGAAAUCCAGCGUCUGCGUCUAGAACAUGAACAGGCUUCUCAACCCACUCCAGAGAAAGCCCAGCAGAACCCCACUCUACUGGCAGAGCUACGAUUGCUGCGGCACAGAAAAGACGAGUUGGAGAGGCGCAUGUCGGCCCUGCAGGAGAGCAGGAGAGAACUGAUGGUCCAGCUGGAAGGUCUCAUGAGGCUGCUGAAGGAUGAAGAGCAGAAACAGGCAGCUCAGACGGGGAGUUCGCCCCACUCAUCUCCCAGCCACAGCGCCAGCUGCACCAUGCCUAUGCCCAUCCGCUCCACCUCAGCCGGCUCAACCCCCACACACACGCCACAGGACUGCCUGGCAGGGGUCGGAGAUGACGUGCUGGAUGCCUUCUCUCAGGGUGUACCAAGAAAUCUCCGUAAUGAUCUUUUAGUGGCUGCAGACUCAAUCACAAACACUAUGUCGUCACUAGUGAAAGAACUUCACUCAGUGGACGACGGUUUGGAGGAAGAAGAGGAGAACAUGCGAAAUGGAAGAGAGAAGGUGUCAACGCUGAAGCAUUCUGGGAAAAGGCACUCCACCCCUUCAUUCUAAGCCCCAGGAAAGAACUGGCGACAUCAAAAGCUCUCUGGCAUUCGCACAUAGACAAAUGCAUGCUCUUCCCCAACUGGGUUUCACUAUGUGAAACAAACUCUUCAUCACACCUUGCACAGAGCAAGUUGUAUUUAUUAGGAAGUAUAUAAAUAUAUAUAUAUAUAUAUAUAUAUAUAUAAAUAUAGCUCUAUGUCUAUCUGUAUAAACCCAUUGUUAUCACGUUACCCAUGAGAAUGGCUUGUUUGUGCUUUCUUAAAAAACCUUUAUGACUUUGUGAUUACUACUCUCUGAAACGAACGCACUGUGCAUCUUCAUGACGUCACUCAAAUCGAUCUAUGCUGUAGCUAUUUUUCCAGAUGUUCCCUACACAGGAAGCUUUUUUGUAUGACUAGUGAUGAUUUUUUUGUGUUUUAAUGCAUGAAGUGGCUCUACUGGAUAGGUGGAGAGGGCUCGUAUUUGCUCUGCAUGUGACGUUUAUUCUGACCGACUCGAGUGAUGCCUGCUCCAUCGCUCCUUGUAGUCUUCUGAUCAUCAAACUGCUGCUUCUGCAUCAUGCGCAUCCGAACCACCAUAUAUCAGGGACGUCUCGUAGAGUUCGCCGUUUGUCUGGGAUUUCCGCUACUGUGUUAAGUUUAGCCCGUCGUUGUGGCCGUUGUUUUAGCGCUUCGGUAUUGCCUCUUAGUUUAGAGUAUCGCAUAUGUAGCUCUCUGUAUUUUUGGAGAGCAUAAAGGGACUUUAAUGGAAUACGGAUGUAUGUUCCGUAUAUCCAUAAACCAGCUUAGCCAGCCAUCUUUUGAGUGCACACGUCUCUGUAAAAGUUACUUCAAAAGCUUUAUUGAGUUCAGUUAUUGUGUGUACUCGUGUGAAAUAAAUGAAACCAGUGCUCAGGGACUGUUGAGAGAGAAACGCGCGGUAGCAACGCUUGUGAACAAAUGGGUGGAAUUUACUUUGACACCACAAAGGUCAAAUGUCAAAGAUUAGCACAGGUCAUAAAAACUUUAUGGAACGGCUGAGUGUAGAAAACAGGAUCGUUGAAUGGAAGCCCAUCUCUGGCACAUAAGAAAAAAAUGCUUUUGUAAUUCGUAAUUAUGACAUAAAAAUGUUAAAUUAUGACAUACUCCCCCGGUUUCACAGACAAGGCUUAACCCUAGUCCUCCUGUUUCAACUGAAAGAAACAUGCACUGACUGAUCUUAAAAUAUAUCAGUGCCUUUGUUUUGUCUAAAGAUGCACACCAGUAAUGUUUUUUUUUUCUCUAAGGGACAUUUAUUAAAAUUACUUAAAUGUCCUAAUUGAACUAUGGCCUAAUCCUGGCUUAGACUAAACCCUGUCUGUUGUAACCAGGCCACUAUGUCAUAACUAUAUGAUAAAAAGUCAAAACUAUGCCAUAAUUAUGACAAAAACUUUAAAUUAUGAGAGAGCCAUAAUUAUGACAAAAAAGUUGAAAUUAUGAGGUAAAUUAUAAUUAUGACAAUUCAACAUUGAGAUAAAAAAAUCUUAUUCAAUUAUGCUAUCAAAAGCACAAAAAAAUAAUGCUAAUAAUUCUAACAUAAAAAUAUAACUGUGACAUAAAAAGAGUUGAAAGUUUGACAUAAAAUUUGAAAUUAUGACAUACUAAGUCAUAACUAUAAGAUAAAAUGUCAUAAAAAGACAUAAUUAUGAGAUUAAACUCACAAUUAUGACAACAUUUGAAAUUAUAAGGUAAGUUAUAAUUAUGACAAGUCAAAACUGAGAUAAAAAAAUCAUAAUUGUCAUAAAAGCAUAAAAAUAAUAAAAGCAAAAAACACAAAAAUAACAUAAACAUAAUUAUGACAAAAAAAAGUCGAAAGUGACAUAAAAUUUGAAAUGGGCAUACUAAGUCAUAUAAGAUAAAAAGUCAAAAUUAUGACAAAUAAGUCAAAAUUGACAUACCAAGUCAUAGUUAAGAGAUAAAAGUCAAAAUUAUGACACAAAGUUGAAACUGAGAAAAAUAAUUAUGACAUUAAAUGGUCGAAAGUAUGAGAUAAAAUUCAAAGUUAUGUGAAUUAAACUGACAAAAAGUCAAAAUUGUGACAUACUGUCAUAAUUAUAAGAUAAAACGUUACAGUUAUGACACCCAAAAUUAUGAGAAAAAGUCAUCGUGACUGACAAAAGUUUGACAGCUUUUUCAUUAUUUUGAAUGAUCUCAUAAUUAUGACUUAGUAUAUUGUAAUUUUGUCUUUUAAUGUUAUAAUUAUGAUUUACAAAAGCAGAAUUUUUCUUUCUUACGUGACAGAAAUGGCUUCCAUAAUGUUGCGCAUCAGACAUGGACACGCUGUUAUAGGAAGAAGACAUACUUAGUGUCUAAAGCUUUAUUGUCGUGAGGAAGAGGUUUUGACUUACUGUACUUGAAUCAGAAGGAAUUCAGGUUCAAAAAUUACAUUAAUCUAAUUAUUAUAAGUAUGUAAUUGUGUUAUACUUGUGAUUUGUUCUUUGUUAGUUUGGUUUCAAAUAAGAAAUAAUAACCAUUAUUUAAAAAAAAAGUUUUGUUGAUGACUGCUAACAUUUGAAUGUUAAAUUAGAUAAAUCCACUGAGCAACAGUUUAAAGUGAGUUUUGGUGUAGAAUAUUAAGAUUCUUUGACAUUUAUGAGGGUCAUUAUAUGAAAUGAUUCAUUCACUGUUUAUUAAUUUUCUAAAAUGCUUGUAAUUGUGCAUAAGGAAAUCUUUUGAAUGGUAAUAUGAACAGUGAGGUCUCAUUCUCAUUUCCGGUGUGUUACACUGGAAAAAGUGUUGCUUUUGUUAUAGUGAGUGCAAUGAAAUAUAUUUGCUUUUUCAAAUCAGAUUUUACAAAUCAUAAUGCUUGUUCUGUGUUUCAAGGAAAGGAAUAUACAACGUAGUUGAGAAUUUAUUGUCAUUGUUUAAGCUUGGACGAUAAUGUAAGAAAUACUCUCAGAUGGCAAAUUUGAAAGUUUGAUUAUGUUCCAACAUUUGCUACAAAUAUGAAUGCAAUCUUCUGAUGUAGGUGUGUGCCUAGAUGUACUGUAUAAAGUGCUGUAUAAAAUAAAAUAUUCUGCACAUGUGCAAGUCAGCCCUUAGAUAGGAGUUUUAGUAUGUGACUUAGUCGGAAUGCAGUCAUUAUUUAUCUGUGAUCUUUGGGAAAAAAAAAUAUUGUUCUGCCUUUAAAAGUUGUGCCAAACUGUUUGCCAACCUGUAGUGUGUCUUUUAGGUAUUUGUUCUGUGUAUUUGUGCGUGUUAAACCACAAUUUAUUGAUUAUGAAUUUACUGAAGCAGUCCACCGAGAGGGUAACUAAUAACGGGGUGCCUUAAAUGGUUGAAACACAAUACAGUUUAAGCGGAAGGAACCCUGCUUGAAAUCAAUUUCAAGCAUCAUUGCGAAUUUAUAUGUUACAGAUGGGCCUCCAACGGAGGACCUCCUAUGUUAUCAAAGUUAGACGAAACAAUAUUUCAAAAACUAAAUCUGCACCAUCAGGUUUUCAUUUCUUUGGCAACUCGUGAUUUUACUGUUUUAAAACUCCAAACUGUCAGUUGAAGCUACAAACACUUUAUUUCAUUUGAUGGUUUUGCUGCUGUAUACAAUCAUUGAUUGCAAUGGUUUACGUCCAUAUUUGCGUUUACGUCACCCCUAUGUCUUUUUGUAUACUAUUAAAGGGUAAAAUAUAUGAAAAAA
Messenger RNA from Onychostoma macrolepis, 6025 nucleotides. It is a transcript of the gene dtnbb, whose product is annotated as dystrobrevin, beta b. Lineage: Eukaryota; Metazoa; Chordata; Actinopteri; Cypriniformes; Cyprinidae. Gene Ontology annotation, cellular component: synapse; plasma membrane. The record is from RefSeq and is a predicted model, not a curated record. The transcript has 21 exons. Gene Ontology annotation, molecular function: zinc ion binding. Bases 713 to 2380 code for a protein of 555 amino acids. Gene Ontology annotation, biological process: synaptic signaling.